AUGUUCAUUAAGGAUUUUUCGAAAAUUGCACAUCCUUUGUGCAAACUGAUCGACAAAAAAAGUAAGUUCUAUAUUGAUGAAUCCUAUUUGAAGGCGUUUGGAGAAUUGAAAGAGAAGUUGGUGUCGCACCCAUUAUUAUUUCACAAGAUUGGAGUGAACAAUUUGAGGAGAUGUGAGAUGCGAGUGGGAAUUGUCAUAGUGCAUACCAACCAUUCUUCCUUGAGGUACUUGAUUGCGAAAAAGGAUGUUAAGCCAAGUUUGAUCAAAUGGGUAUUGUUGCUACAAGAUUAUGAUUUUGAGGUAAAAGAUAGAAAGGGGACUGAGAAUCAAGUUGCCGACCACUUGUCUAGAUUGGAGGAUGAAGCUUUGCGUGAAUUGGGAGGAAGGGCUGAAAUUCAUGAUGCAUUCCCAGAUUAA
This is a messenger RNA of Solanum pennellii, 417 nucleotides long. RefSeq lists its product as uncharacterized. The transcript has 2 exons. The record is from RefSeq and is a predicted model, not a curated record. The coding region runs from base 1 to 417 and encodes 138 amino acids. NCBI's taxonomy places the organism in Eukaryota, Viridiplantae, Streptophyta, Magnoliopsida, Solanales, Solanaceae.